Messenger RNA from Adineta ricciae, 1131 nucleotides. NCBI's taxonomy places the organism in Eukaryota, Metazoa, Rotifera, Eurotatoria, Adinetida, Adinetidae. The record is from the annotation of a GenBank genome assembly.
AUGAAAUCUUUCAUUGUUCUUCUCUUAAUUUUUUGGAGAUUCGAUUGUCUUUCAAUUCCUUAUAUUAACAAUGUUUAUCUUCAACCAAUUGGCAUAUCGAAUUGGACUUUGACAAAACGUUUGAAUAUUUCAUGUGAACAAUGUUUAUGUGAACAAUUCACUGUAUCUUAUUUGGCAUUGAAUUGUUUUGCAAAUAAUUCUUGUGAAUUCUUUUCAAAUUUUCCAAAAUCUUAUAAAUUGAUUUCAUCAAAUGAAAGUCGAAUUUAUUUUCUUCAAAAUCAAUAUCCCAAUGAAAGUCUUUGUUGUAUGCCAAAUGUCACUGAACUUCUUCUUCGGUUACAAAAUGCUUCUCCAAUCGCAUUGAAUCUUUCAUUUGCACCAUCUGGACUUGGUUAUGAUCCGAAUUAUCCAUCAGAAGCAGCUGUUGUCGGUUGGUGGAGUUCACCCGCUUCUCUUUGGUUCAAUCCGAUAACAAUGACAGCGAUUGAAAAUAAUUCACUUUCGACUUCCUUAACUGUGACUUUGUAUAACAAUGAAAUGUUCACAGCUGUCGAUGGAACUCCCAGAAUACAUUUGAGAAAUAAAUUAACAAAUGUUUAUAUUGGAAAUCUGACUUAUUCAACAUUGAAUCAAGUGAGAAAAAUUAUUUUUAUAAAUGAUGGACAAACGAUGAUCGUUCCAACACAACAGAAUAAAUCUGUAACUAUUUUCAAUUUUUAUUCGUCAUCAAAUUAUUCGAUUCAAGGAGUCUUCGCUCUUCCAUAUUCAAGUAUUCAUGGAAUCGCAAAAGUAAACGAAACAUUUUUCUAUAUUUCUACCUGGUCUGAUCGAUUAAUUCUUUCAUGUAAAUAUGAAAAUUUGACGUGGACUCAUCAAAUUCUUGUCAAUGGAACAACAACUCAAUGGGGUUCUCAUUUAACAGUUGAUGAUUGUGGAAGAAUUUGGUUUAUUAAUACAAAUUUUGGUUUACGUAUUUUUGAUUCAAAUGGACUUGAAAUCGGCAAUUGGAAUUUAUCUUUAAAUUCAACAAAUAGGAUUUAUGAUCUUGUUUUUCUUUCCAAUUAUGUUUUAUUAAUUUCAUUUAUUGAUCAACAUAAAAUUCUUCGAUUUGAUCCGUUUGUUUCGUGUUAA